Schistocerca americana (American grasshopper) is the source of this 2133-nucleotide messenger RNA. Its product is annotated as unconventional myosin-Va-like. The coding region runs from base 1 to 2133 and encodes 710 amino acids. The record is from RefSeq and is a predicted model, not a curated record. The transcript is spliced from 12 exons. Gene Ontology annotation, molecular function: GTPase binding. NCBI's taxonomy places the organism in Eukaryota, Metazoa, Arthropoda, Insecta, Orthoptera, Acrididae.
AUGACGACUACCGAGGCCACCAAAACAGUAACCCCACAUGUUAGAGAGAACAAUGCUUUAAGGAUGGCACAGAUAGAAUUACUCGAAAUGAAACGAAAGUUUGAUGCCUUGAGAGUUGUGGAGACAGAGAAAAAAAUGAUGGUUGCCUUGUUGCAGAGAAAGGAUGAAGACUUAAAAACUCUGAAAAGCUUGCUUGAAAAUGAAAGGAAAGAAAAAAUGACUAUAAUUAAUGAAAAGGAACAUUUUGAAAAAGAAAAAGCAGAAGAAGUAGAAAGAAUUAAUAAAGAAAAUCUUAGAUUAAAAGCUGAGCUUGACAAAUUAAAUGAGAGAAUAAAAUCUAAUCAGUUUGGAGCAGCAGAGCAGUACAUUCAGCUGCAACUUGAAGUUGACAGAUGGAGAGAGGAAUGCAUUCAGUUACACAGUAUUCUAGCAAAGCAAACUGAAGGUUUGAAAAAUGUUGCUAGUAUCAACUAUGGAAGUCAUGUACACUUAAUAAAUGAGGUUGUGGAGCUAGUACUGGCAUUUGAAGCACAGAAGAAGAUAAACAGGCAGCUGGAAGACGAAUUGCACCAAGAGAAAAAUAAGUGGCAAGCAGAAAGAGAACAACUCCAACAAGAAAAUGAGAAACUCAGAGAGGAGAAUGAUAAUCAGCACAAGCUUUUGCCUCCAAGCUUAACUAAAAGCCCACAAACUCAAACUGAGGCUUUUAUGCAACAUGAAAUUAUAAGAGUGACUUCAGAAAAGCUGGUUCUUCAAGAAAAACUAGAUUUAGCUAAAGAGGAACUUUCACAAUGCAAGAACAGCUUAAAAUUGCAAACUGAAGUGCUGAAGGAUGCAGGGUUGUUUUCCAGCAAAUUAGAUAACAAUGCAGAAACAGCUGAAAACUCAAUAGAGGAAGUGCUAGUGAAGAGGCAAGGUCAAAGGAAUAACAGAAGAGGGAUAAGAAAGAAUGAAAGACAUUACCAAGGAAUUUUUGAGUUUCACAAAGAGGAGAUUAGACAUGUUGUUAGGCAUGUGAUGUUUGAAUUAAAGCCACAUAUUGCUGUAACAUUACUGCCAGGAUUGCCUGCAUACAUUUUGUUCAUGUGCAUUAGGCAUGCCGACCGUCAAAAUGAUUAUGAGAAAGUACGAUUACUCCUGACAGCAACUAUCUACACCAUCGAAAAAGUUACUAAGAAAGGCCAUGAUGAUAUUGAUAUAAUGGUUUUGUGGCUUUCAAAUACUGUGAGACUUCUGCAUAAUCUGAAACAGUAUAGUGGAGACAAAACAUUCCAAACUGAAAACACAUCACUACAGAAUGAACAGUGUCUACAGAAUUUUGAUCUCACUGAAUACAGAGAAGUUCUUUCAGAUACAGCUGUAGAAAUCUACCAGAGUCUUGCUGGGCACAUACAAGAAAAGAUAGAGCCACUGGUGGUGCCAGCUAUUCUUGAACAUGAAGAAAUAAGUGGCUUGACAAGCCAGAUACCUAGUGGAAAGAGAGGAAGAGCUGUGUUGUCAUCAUGGGAUUCUGAGCCAUUUUUGGGUGUACAGAAGUCAUUGGAUGCACUCUUGCAGGAACUAAAUUAUAUCUAUAAAAUUAUGGGGAACCAUGGUGUUGACCCAGAACUUACUGUCCAGAUAUUUCGGCAGGUAUUCUACUUCAUCUGUGCCAUUUCAAUGAAUAACCUACUGCUCCGAAAGGAUUUGUGUCAUUGGAGUACAGGAAUGCAGAUAAGAUAUAAUCUAUCACAUCUUGAACAGUGGUGUCGUGACAUGAGACUACAGUAUACUGAUGUGCCAACCACAUUACAGCCCAUAAUUCAGGCUGCCCACUUGCUACAGGCUCGUAAGCUGGAUGAAGAUGUUCAGCAUGUAUGCAAUAUGUGUGAUAAACUUUCAAUGUUGCAGAUAAUCAAAAUACUCAAUCUGUAUACAACCAUUGAUGAAUCUGAAGAAUGUGUUCCUGUCAGCUUUAUUUGUAGAAUACAGGCCAAGCUCCUGGAAAGAAGUGAACCUCAGAAACAGGCCACAUUGCUGAUGGACACAAAAUUCAUGUUCCCAGUAAGAUUUCCUUUUAAUCCAUCAAAAAUCCAUCUUGAAGAUAUAGAAGUACCAGAGGUGUUGAACCUACCAAUGCUAAAAAAAGUUUAA